Molecule: messenger RNA, 4346 nt
Organism: Salvia hispanica
Lineage: Eukaryota; Viridiplantae; Streptophyta; Magnoliopsida; Lamiales; Lamiaceae
Product: cysteine-rich receptor-like protein kinase 26
Biological process (GO): protein phosphorylation
Cellular component (GO): plasma membrane
Molecular function (GO): protein serine/threonine kinase activity; ATP binding
Source: RefSeq, a predicted model, not a curated record
UUUGGACUGUGAACGAGAGUUCCAAUUAUCAAGAGCCCCUGCAUCCAUCAUUCUCCCAAACUCCAUAUCAUUUUUUGCCAUGAAUCAUCAAAGAUUUUUAUUUGUUGCCAUAUUCGUGUCGAUCGAGGCAGCGCAGUUAGCCUCCGCCCAAGUCAGCUGCCAAAACAACGGAAACUACACAAGAAACAGCGCCUACGCCGUCAACCUCAACAACACUCUCUCCGAUCUAUCCCGAAACGUGGUUGACACCGGCUUCUAUAACGCCUCCUCCGGCAACGGCACAGACACAGCCAACGCCGCCGUCCUCUGCCGAGGCGACGUCCAGCUCAGCGAAUGCCGCACCUGCAUCGGAGAAGCCCGGGAAGAGCUUCUCCGAUCCUGCCCCUACCAAAAGCAAGCCAUCCGCUGGGACGAACGCUGCAUGGUCCGUUACUCCAACGCCUCAUUCUACGGACAAAUGGAGACUUUCCCCAUGUGGUACAUGUGGAACGUGGCCAACGCGACGGAUCCCGAGCGGUUCGAGGAGGUUUUGAGAGAUCUGUUAGAACGGCUACGUAACAAUGCUGCUGAUGGAGGCGCUCUUAGAAAAGUUGCGGCUGGAAAUGAAACUGGGCCGGCUUUUCAGGACAUAUUCGCGUUGCUUCAAUGCACCCCGGAUUUGACGAAAGAGGAGUGCACGAGCUGCUUGAUUAAUGCAAAUGCUAAUAUACCUGCUGCUUGUGAUGGGAAGAGAGGGUGUAGAGUGAUCUCCCCCAGCUGCACAAUGCGUUUCGAGAUAUAUUCGUUUUAUAACGAAACUAGGCUACGAGAGUUCGACCCUUCGUCUCCUCCUUCCCCUCCUGCACCACCCGCGCUACCUCCUUCCUCGUUUGGGAAGGAUGAUGGUAAUACACCCAGGAAUGUUAUCCUUAUUGUUGUGGUUGCAGUUGUGUUGAGCUUGAUUCUAGUUGUUUUUGCUUUUAUCUGGUUAAGGAAGAGGAAAACACAAGAACCAAAAGAAGUUCUUUAUCAGAAUGUGGAUGAGAUUAGCACGGCCGAAUCCCUGCAAUAUCCUUUCGACACGAUCAAGGCAGCGACGAAUGAUUUCUCUGAUGAUAACAAGCUGGGAGCAGGUGGAUUUGGCUCUGUAUACAAGGGGAAGCUGGAAAAUGGUCAAGAGAUUGCAGUGAAGAGGCUGUCAAGAGAUUCAGGACAAGGUUUAGUGGAAUUCAAAAAUGAAGUGCUACUACUUGCAAAGCUUCAACAUAGGAAUUUGGUUAGACUCUUGGGUUUUUCCAUACAAGGGAUGGAGAAGCUUCUCAUAUAUGAAUUGGUUCAAAAUGCAAGCCUAGAUCACUUCAUAUUUGAUAAAAGAUGCCGCACACAUUUGGAUUGGGAGAGACGUUACAAGAUCAUAGGAGGUAUCGCGAGGGGUAUUCUCUACUUACAUGAGGAUUCUCGACUCAAAAUCAUUCAUCGUGAUUUAAAGCCUAGCAAUAUACUUCUAGACACAGAGAUGAAUCCCAAAAUUGCUGAUUUUGGUAUGGCAAGAUUAUUCCGGCAAGAUGAAACUCAAGGAAAUACAAGCCGAAUUGUCGGUACAUAUGGAUAUAUGUCGCCGGAAUACAUAUUACAUGGCCUGUUCUCAAUCAAAUCCGACGUCUUCAGCUUCGGAGUUUUGGUUUUAGAAAUCAUCAGUGGGCGCAAAAGCAACAAUUCCCGCAGUGGGGAGGACAACGUGGAAGACCUCCUUAGUUUCACAUGGAGAAACUGGCGCGAAGGGACAGCAGCAAAUGUGGUGGAUCCGGGUUUGAAAUCCGGUUCGGGUUCAAUGAGUGAGAUGCUGAGGUGCAUGCAUAUCGGUUUGUUGUGUGUUCAAGAAAAUGCAGGGGAGCGGCCGACCAUGGCAUCGGUUGUGAUCAUGCUGAGCAGCGCGUCCAUAAGCCUGGCUGUGCCUUCUGAGCCUGCAUUUUAUGCAUCGGGCGGUUAUACUAGCCAACGUUCAUAUUACAGUUCGAGGGAGCGUGAGUCCAUCAACACUGUGCAGCGCCGAACUUCUGUAGCUGAUCAGUCAGAUCAUUCAUCCAACAAUGAUGUUUCGAUCACCGAGUUACAUCCGCGAUGUAGCAUCCAACAAUUCUCAACUUAUGUUCUAAAAAUUGCAGAACAACUGCAUUCAUUCAAACUUCAAAGUAUGACAUAUCAAAGAUUGUUAUUGGGGCUCUUCGUGUUGUUGAUCCCUAGAGAUGUCCGCGCCCAGGACUUCUCCAGGGCCACUUGCGGCAGCAACGGCAACUACACCACCAACAGCGCAUACAGCGCUAACCUCGACACCACUCUCUCUUCUCUCUCUACAAACAUCGCCAACGAUGGCUUCUACAACGCCUCGACUGGGCAGGGCCCCGACCGAGCCAACGCCGUCGCGCUAUGCAGAGGCGACGCUCAACUCGACACGUGCCGCGAAUGCGUGCAAAACGGCGUCUCCAGGCUCGAGGAUUCGUGCCCGGUUCAGAAUCAGGCAGUCUUCUGGGAUGAGUUCUGCACUCUGCGAUACUCGAAUGCUACCGUCUACGCGACUCUGGCGACUAGCCCGGGAUACUACUUGUGGAAUGUAAAUAACGUGACGAGUCCAGCGCAGUUUAAGGAUGAUCUGAGGACGUUGCUGGAUGAUCUUCGUGGACGAGCCGCUGGCGGCUCGUCUACGAGGAAGGUGGCAGCUGGGAAUGUAACUGGGCCCGAUUUUCAGACGAUUUUUGGGUUAGUUCAGUGCACCCCGGAUUUGUCAUCACAGGAUUGUACAAGUUGUUUGGUUGGUGCCAUUUCGGAAAUACCGCAAUGUUGUGAUGGGAAACAAGGCGGCAGAGUCCUCAGGCCAAGUUGCAAUCUUCGGUUUGAGAUCGCUCCGUUUUUCAAUGAGACUAGGCUUCAGGAACUAGAGUUUGUUCCUUCGUCUCCUCCUCUUAUCGAGCCGCCUCCACAGUCACCACCGUCAGGAAAGAAAAAUGGUAACACAACUAUUAUCAUAAUUGUGGUUGUAAUUGUUGUGUGCUUGAUAGUGGCUGUAUCUGCUAUCAUCUUUCUAAGAAAGAGAAAGAAACAUAAACCAACAGAAAUUUCUCAAACUGUCGACGAUAUUAGCACAGCUGAAUCUCUGCAGUAUACUUUCAGCACAAUCAAAGCUGCAACAAAUGAUUUCUCUGAUCAUAAUAGAUUGGGCCAAGGUGGAUUUGGUACUGUUUAUAAGGGGAAACUUCCAAAUGGUCAAGAAAUUGCAGUGAAAAGAUUGUCAAGAGAUUCAGGGCAAGGCGAUAUGGAAUUCAAGAAUGAGGUUCUGUUGUUAGCUAAGCUUCAACACAGGAAUCUAGUUAGACUAUUAGGUUUUUCCUUGGAAGGAAUGGAGAAGUUGCUAGUAUACGAAUAUGUUCAAAAUGCAAGCUUGGAUAACUUCAUAUUCGACUCAGUAAGGCAUUCAGAUUUGGAUUGGGAUAGACGCUACAAGAUCAUAGGAGGUAUUGCGAGGGGAAUACUCUACUUGCACGAAGAUUCUCGUCUCAGGAUAAUUCACCGUGAUUUAAAAGCCAGUAAUAUACUUCUAGACAGAGAGAUGAGCCCCAAGAUUGCCGACUUUGGUAUGGCAAGAUUGUUCGGACAAGAUCAAACGCAAGGAAAUACAAGUCGAGUUGUGGGAACAUACGGAUAUAUGCCACCAGAGUACCUAAUACACGGCCAGUUCUCAAUCAAGUCCGACGUCUACAGCUUUGGAGUAUUAGUCCUUGAAAUCAUCAGUGGCCGAAAAAAUAAUGGCUUUCGAAGCAGGGGUGACAGCGUGGGAGACCUCCUAAGCUAUGCCUGGGAAAGUUGGCAAGAAGGAAGAGGUGGAGAUGUGGUGGAUCCAUUUUUGAGGAGUGGUUCGGGUUCGAUGAACGAGAUGCUGAGAUGCAUCCAUAUUGGUUUGCUGUGUGUUCAGGAAGAUCCUGCGGAUCGGCCAACCAUGGCCUCUGUGGUACUUAUGCUGAGUAGCUUCUCCAUAACCUUAAACUUACCUUCAGAGCCAGCAUUUUACGCUUCCAGUGGAAGUGGUUAUGGUUCGGAUGCGUCUCUAAUUCACAACUCCGACUCCACAACUUCUAACCAGAAGAGUUCUUCUCGACCUUCUCAGCAGUCACGCCGUUCCUCACAAAAUGAUGCCUCCAUUACCGACUUACAUCCGCGCUGAUUCCGCUCCAAAAAAGUAUAUAUUCAUUUCGUAUUUUGUGUUUUCGUAUCAUGUCAACAUUGCAUCCCUGUAGUGCUCUAAUUGGAUUUAAUUUAAUAUCGUGUAACUGUUAUGUACCAUUUGAUUUAAUUGACUUGAAUGAUUUGGAGUG